AAAUUUGCAUGCGUUGUUGCUUACACACGCAUUUCUGAAACUGUACGCAGCUCAGUUCUCAUCAGCAAGAUCUUAUUAUCAUGGCCUCCAACUUCAAUCUAGCUCCCUCAGAUGCACACCCAGAGACAAUGGAUCUUCUGUCACGUGCAUGGUGCAACUUCGCUGUACAGGCUCUGCAACCAGAGCCUCAAGAUGGAUUAUCACUAGUUCUUGCUGAUAACCCAAUGAAACAAUUGGAGGGCAGUCCAAUAGCUAGUCCUACAAUGGAAAAGAGUGCUAGAAUGGACAAUGCAGAUAUCGGGUCUGUCCCUUCAUGGAAGUCUAAUGAUGUGAAGUCAUGGAUAUGGAUGCAGCAAGCGAUGCAUCCUGAGUUAAAUUACAGCAGCUACUUCCGAAAGAAAUGGAUGCCGUGGAAGCAGAUAAUGCCACUGAAAAACGUGUCAAUCAAGAAAUGGUUUAGAGAAUUGAAGCUGAGGAGAAGGGAGGAACAAAGGGUGCAAACGGCAGAAGUGCAUGCAGCAAUAUCAGUGGCUGGGGUGGCAGCUGCUCUAGCAGUCAUUGCUGCAGAAAACUUGAAGGGCGACUGGCCUUCUAACGCCGAGAAGGAAGCAGCCGUAGCUUCUGCAGCCGCCUUGGUUGCAGCUCAGUGUGCAAAAGUUGCAGAAGCCAUGGGGGCAAAGAAGGACCAACUUAACAGUGCAAUUAGUUCAGCCAUGAUUGGUACAAGUGCAAGUGACAUAUUGACCCUAACAGCCGCAGCUGCAACAUCAUUGAAAGGAGCAGCCACACUGAAAGCAAGAUCAGGAUGCAAGAACAGGCUAAAUGGGGGUGUGCCAGUUUUGCCCAUUGAAGACAACAAUGACUUGGACUUUGACUUUGCAAAAGGCAGAUCCAUUCUCGCAGAGGGAGCUGAGUUGCACGUGGAAACGCCUGAAGGGGAGUGCAUGGUUAGAUCAGUAUCUGUCGUCUUGAAAAGUGAUGCUAAGGUGGUUCUUAUAAUGAGGAAGCACAAUCUGUUAAAAAGCAAGAAGGAAAGUAUAGUGAUGAACAUGCAUGCAGAGCUGUAUAAAGAUAGAGAAGGUGAGGAAGCUGAGACAUGUUAUCUGAUAGUUUUGACGACAAGCAGAGGAACGUUCAAGCUUGAUAUGGCCGAUGAUGGUCAUCGCUACAAGACCUGGGCCACCACCAUCAAUCAUUUCCUCAAUCUCUCUUCUUCUUUCUCCAGAUAUGAACUCCAAUUUUACAGAACUUGAUAUCAUAUCCUUCUCAAUCUCCAUAUUUUCUCUGUAUCCUUCACAAUCUUUGUACUUUUAUUCAUGUAUACACUUUUAUGUAAUUAUCUAAUAUUGCUUAUUCUGAUCCAUGAUGGAUAUGUCAUGCAUGCCCAUUGUUCAUUUAAGUGGAGGGAAGAGGAAGUUAUUAA
Molecule: messenger RNA, 1423 nt
Organism: Prosopis cineraria
Lineage: Eukaryota; Viridiplantae; Streptophyta; Magnoliopsida; Fabales; Fabaceae
Product: VAN3-binding protein
Exons: 8
Coding region: 81-1253 (390 amino acids)
Source: RefSeq, a predicted model, not a curated record